This is a messenger RNA of Apis mellifera (honey bee), 2797 nucleotides long. It is a transcript of the gene Gle1, whose product is annotated as nucleoporin GLE1. The record is from RefSeq and is a predicted model, not a curated record. Gene Ontology annotation, biological process: regulation of translational initiation; regulation of translational termination; poly(A)+ mRNA export from nucleus. The coding region runs from base 191 to 2251 and encodes 686 amino acids. Gene Ontology annotation, cellular component: cytoplasm; nuclear pore cytoplasmic filaments; nuclear pore. Gene Ontology annotation, molecular function: translation initiation factor binding; phospholipid binding; inositol hexakisphosphate binding. NCBI's taxonomy places the organism in Eukaryota, Metazoa, Arthropoda, Insecta, Hymenoptera, Apidae. The transcript is spliced from 9 exons.
UCAACAAUUGGCAUAGAGAAUUUUUCAGUAACUCUGCUCGUGAUUUGCGAGUUAUUGAAUCGUCGUUCUUGAUAAAUAAUAUUUGAUAUGUUUGAAGAACAGAUGGUUAUAAUAAUACUUGUAAAUUUUUGUAAAUAUCGAAUGUCUUGAAAUUUAAUGCAUCAUAUUUUACUUUCAACGUAAAUACAAAAUGCCUCAUUUCGUAAGCACCAAAGAUGAAAUUGUACAAAACAUGGACGAUAUCAAUUCUAAUUUUGCUUCUCUUAAAGUAUCUGUUUUGAAAAAAGCUUCUCGCAUAUCAGGCGAAGUGGAUAGAAUUACAAUUGGUCCUAAUUCAAUAACAAACGAAAAUGAAAAUAAAAAAUCAGAAAAUAUAGAAAAUGAACAAAAUUCUUGUAAUAUAACAAUUCCAAAAAAAUCUAUUCAUUCACAAAAUAAUGGCAUUACAUUUUCAGUAAAAAAAAUUCUUUUAGAAAGUGAAUAUCAAAGAAAAGAAGAAGUUCAGAAAGAAAUUGAGCGUCAUUGGCAACAUAUGAAAGAAAAUGGGAAAGUUAUACAAGAACAUAUAGCAGUAUCACGUUCACAUAUGGCUAGAGAACGUGAACGCAGAAAUAAGGAAAAUUAUGCAUACAUAUUGGCAGAAGAAAGAAUGGCAGAACAAGAAGAAAUACGAAGAAGACAUGAACGACAAAAAGAAGUUGAAGAAUAUAGGAAAGAAAUAAAAGAAAAAGAAGAAUUGACCAAAAAAAUAAUGAUUUUAAGAAAUAUGUACGUUAAAAAAUAUCAUGACAUUAUAGAACUUUCUGAAAAUUUUAAAGAUAAAAAUUCUUUUACGCUAUCAUCUUCUUAUGCCGUAAAAUUAGAAGAAUUACAUCUUCAAAUGAAAGUUGUAGAUGAAAAAAUUAAGAUAGGUGAUAUAACAUCUGUUGAUUUGAAUAUUAUAGUAAAUCUAAUUCAUCAAAUUGAUGAAAUGCAUGGCAUGUUUAAAUCGGAGAUAGAUAGAAUAAAUGUUCAAUGCGAAAGAAAUUUAGUUGGAACAGAAAAUACAGUACAUUCUCAUACUCAAUUACCAGUUUCAGAAAGUCAAGAACUUAAGAAUAAUCAAACAAUUUCUGAAACAGUUAUUUCAGAACAAAUAAUUCAAAAUACUGCUAAUAAUUCAGAAAAUAAUAAUUUUCAAGAAUAUGGAGAUGAAGAAAAGCAAAGAAAUUUACAAACAGAUAAUAUAUCUUCAGAUAUUUCACAAAUAACAUCAUCAACUGCUAAUAUAGAAGAAAAUAUAUCAAAAACUGAAUUAGAUAAAGAUCACUUAUAUGAAUAUGUUGAUAAAGAUUUGUUAGAAACAUACAUGAAUAGUCAAAAAUUUUUUGAAAAUCAUGUAAAAAUGCUCGAUGAAUUUUUACUAUCUGCAGCUACGAAAAAAUUUAGAUUUGAAUGCCAAAAAGCAAUAAAUAUACCCGUAAAUGCAAUAUCGGGUAUUAAUCAACAACAUCUGAAAGAUAAAUAUGAAAGAUUAUAUAAUUUGCUUAUGGGAAAAUCUUGGCCGGAUGUUAAUCAAUAUCCGCAGGGUGCAGCCUUUUGUAAAAAUAUUUUAGCUAAAAAGAUAGUUAAUCAAGGUGAAACACUUGUUUCGAGUAAACCAAAGAUGGCAUUUCCUAUUGCUGCUAUAAUUGUAGCCCUUUGGAAUGAUCAUUCUGAUUUUGGUGAUCUACUUUUAUCUCAUUUUCAUAAUGUUUGUCCGUUUACGGUUCCUAUUUUUAUGCCAAAAAUGGUAGGACAAUCGAAUGAAGAUUAUUACAAAUUAAUGGGUUACAAAUAUGACGAAGAUGGUACAAUUGAGAAGCAUGAUAAAUUUUUAAAGAGAAUGUCUGGUUUGAUGAGAUUAUAUGCUUCUAUUACUAUCACGAUUCAAAGAAAAGGAAUUACUAAAACUAAUCCACAUGGACUUCAAAAUGCAUGGCGAUGGUUGGCUGCUAUUUUAAAUAUUGAACCACGAAAAGAAGUAUCAGAUAUAUGUGCGACUCUUUUAUUGGAUAUGCUUGAAGUUGCUGGAAAUACAUUAUGGACUGCUUAUCCAAAACAAUUCCAUAAACUCUUAAUUUUAUUAUCGGAAGAAUAUUAUCCACGUAUGAAAAAUGUAGGAUGUAUUGGCAGUGGUCCAUUGGUACGAUUAGAUGAAUUUUUGCGAAAUAGUUUAAGUAAAGGCUCAAUACCUGCUCCUGAUGGUCAACUUCCUCCAGAUUUUUGGUGAUCUCAGUAUUAUAAAUUAAUUAUUUAAUUUGAAUUAUAUAUCUUGUAAAUUUUUAGCUGUUAUUGAUAUUCGUAAAUCAUUGUCUAUAUAAUAUAAUAUGUGAGAAUUUUCUCAUGAAAAAAGAAUUUUAAACUAAUUUGUACAUAUAAAAAAAUCAUUAUUUGAAUAUCAUAUCUAUUUAUUAAACUUUCAAUGCAUGAAAAAUAAAAAAUGUAAAAAAAUGUAAAAAUAUUAAAUGAUUUAUGUAUAGUUUUGCGUAUAUCUAUAAUUGAUAUAUCAAGAAUAAUAUGAUUUUUAGUAGUAUGGUACACUUGUAAUUACAGAUUUUAUGCCAUCAAAAUUAUAUAAUUUUUCAAAAUUUUUAGUAAAUCCAGUAACACCAAAAGGAGCAAAUCUAUCUAUCCACUUUUUGUCUUGAUUUAAAUUUAACAAAUAAGUUGUAAUUUUUUUUGCAAGGAUAUCUGCAAAUAUGGAAUGGAAAUUAAAUUAAUAUUAGCUUUAGAAAAAAGACUAAAAACACAGGAAUAUAAGAAUAUUUUAUAGUUA